GAUAACUUUCGUUUUCAUGUCGGACUCGGGAUCCUUUGAAAUGUGAACCCAAAUAUUCCCUUUCUUUUCCGUGUAAACUUACAGAUACUGAAAUAGUUUAAGUUGUUUGGUUGCAUAAUCCUAUACUAGGUUGAUAUUUAUAGGAUCUUACAUGAUUUGACUUUCUGGAUUUGAAGAUUUGAGCAAUGGACCCCACCAACAAAGACAUCAUUCCUACGUCGCCUCUAGAAAGAUUUAAACCCCUUCAGGAAAGUUAUCAGAAAAGACUGAAAACUUUCAGUAAAUAUCCAAAGAAUGCAGUGAAGAGGAAGGAAGAGCUUGCUGAUAACGGCUUUUAUUACCUUGGCGAAGGAAAAGACGACAAGGUCCAGUGUACGUUUUGCGGAAUCAUAAUAAAUAACUGGGAGGAAAAGGAUGAUAUUCAAUCAGAGCAUCGGAAAUAUUCCCCUUCAUGUUCUCGAGUUCUUGACAAUGACCGCAAAAACUUUGGUGCCAAUUUACAUGGAGGACUUUCUCGCGUUGACUUAAUAAGGAAUAUAAUGGAUAACACGAAACAGGCUGUUAUUCCUCAGAUGAAGGACUAUAAUUUAAGAUUAAAGUCUUUCAAUGAUUGGUCGUUCAGUGAGACAGAAAAACCCUCAAUAGAAGCUAUGGCAAAAGCUGGUUUAUUUUACACAGGUAAGAAUGACACUACACAAUGUUGGUUUUGUGGGAAUCUGCUGGAAGAAUGGGAACCAGAAGACAAACCUAAAGAGGAACACGACGCUAACUUUCCAGAGUGUAUGCUGGCUCCUCAAUAAAGUAAAAAAAGAAAAGGGGGGGGGGGGCUUUUAUUUGGUUUGAUCCAUUUAAUGAAGGAUCUUGUAAACGUUAUAUAGUCAUUGUAUUUAUAAAUAAUUGUUCAAUUGUGGAAAAAAGAUGUGAUGAACAAUGAUUAAUCACAGGCAUUCAUCAUGUUUACAGCCAUAACAAAAUAUAUAUGUAAUAUACUUUGAAACAUCAAGUUGUACUCUUUAUUUAAAGUACACACGCUAAAAACACAAUGAAAGUGAAGUGCCUGUGAUGAAAAUGUAUAUGAAUUUCUUUAUAUCUGACAAAGUCCUAUAAAUAGAGUUUGAAUAGCAAGAAAUGAAAACCACUUGACUCUAGUAUGAAUACAGUA
Saccostrea cuccullata (small rock oyster) is the source of this 1162-nucleotide messenger RNA. Its product is annotated as baculoviral IAP repeat-containing protein 7-A-like. Gene Ontology annotation, cellular component: cytoplasm; nucleus. NCBI's taxonomy places the organism in Eukaryota, Metazoa, Mollusca, Bivalvia, Ostreida, Ostreidae. Bases 186 to 800 code for a protein of 204 amino acids. The record is from RefSeq and is a predicted model, not a curated record. The transcript is spliced from 3 exons.